Messenger RNA from Megalobrama amblycephala (Wuchang bream), 1007 nucleotides. It is a transcript of the gene pde6ga, whose product is annotated as phosphodiesterase 6G, cGMP-specific, rod, gamma, paralog a. Gene Ontology annotation, biological process: positive regulation of epidermal growth factor receptor signaling pathway; positive regulation of G protein-coupled receptor signaling pathway; visual perception. NCBI's taxonomy places the organism in Eukaryota, Metazoa, Chordata, Actinopteri, Cypriniformes, Xenocyprididae. Gene Ontology annotation, molecular function: 3',5'-cyclic-nucleotide phosphodiesterase activity; cGMP binding. Bases 119 to 373 code for a protein of 84 amino acids. The transcript has 4 exons. Gene Ontology annotation, cellular component: photoreceptor outer segment membrane. The record is from RefSeq and is a predicted model, not a curated record.
ACUAUAUAAGAGCUGAUAUGAGCACGUGUUUGACAGAGAGCUUGGUACUGAACACCUCCACACAUACAGACAAACAACCAGCAGUGUUCAGUACUUGCCAUUGGAUUCCACCGAGGUUAUGGAGGUCUCAAAGCCUAAAGCGAGCAGCAAGGGUGCGACACGUGCCACGGCGCCCGGCACCAGUAGCCAGCCCAAGUUCAAACAGAGGUCAACGCGGCAGUUCAAGAGCAAACCCCCCAAAAAGGGUGUCAUUGGAUUUGGUGAAGAAAUUCCUGGAAUGGAAGGGUUGGGAACUGAUUUUAACGUGAUCUGCCCGUGGGAGGCAUACAGCCACCUGGAGUUACAUGAGCUGGCCCAGUAUGGCAUUAUAUGAGGUCACUUCCUGUUCCCGCAUCCCACUGAAUCAGCAAGCAGUGGAUGAUCAUGACAACAUCCCUCACCUCAAUAUGCCAUUUAAAUAUUCACAUUAGCAAUAUGUCUUCAGUAGAAGUUUUGUUAGUCAUUUAUGGACAAUUUACAACACCAUUUGUAAGUAACUAACUGGAAUUAGUUAAUCUACCUCUUCAAACUAACACUUCCUGUAAAACUAGAUUUCACUUGUCGCCAAUGUUAAUUUCUUUUUCCUCUUUUUUACUUCAUUAUUUUACAUAUUAGUGUUGCCAUAUUGACACAUAAACUGCAUUUUAGGUGGCACUUCUUGCUUUAACUUCCACAUUACUCUGCAAACAUCAAUGUACAAAAUGUAGCAGCAGCUGGAUCAUAUUAAUGACGGAUGUUUUUGUUUUCAUUUUGUCAAGUUGCAAAAUUUGUGUCUUGUACAAAAAUGAGUUUGGUUGCUGUGGGGUCUCAGCAUCUGCCCAUAGCGCGAAUACUGGGAGCAGCUCUCUGUGAGAGCCCGGCCCGGUUUAUUGGCCUUAUAAUGCUGGAGAACCAUAAGAGAAUGGGUCCGAUUCAUUCCCGGCAGCACAGAAAGGUUUUUGACAUCAAAUAAAGCUUGAUUAUUUUCA